This is a messenger RNA of Cicer arietinum (chickpea), 1244 nucleotides long. RefSeq names its product 2-alkenal reductase (NADP(+)-dependent)-like. Lineage: Eukaryota; Viridiplantae; Streptophyta; Magnoliopsida; Fabales; Fabaceae. The record is from RefSeq and is a predicted model, not a curated record. Gene Ontology annotation, molecular function: 2-alkenal reductase [NAD(P)H] activity.
AAAUCUAUAUAUAUAUUCAGUGGUGGAGAACAUAACACAACCAACUCUGAACACAUUUCUGACACGAUUCCUGAGAUGGCACAAGUGAGGAACAAGCAAGUGAUUCUGAGAGACUAUGUGUCUGGUUUUCCUAAAGAAUCAGACAUGAAAAUUGUUGACAGUAUCAUAACUCUAAAGCUUCCACAAGGUUCUAACGAGUUGCUUCUAAAAAAUCUAUACUUAUCUUGUGAUCCUUACAUGCGGAUCCUCAUGACCAAGGACACUUCUGCAGGACUUGGUGCUCACACCCCUGGUUUUCCAUUGACAGGUUGUGGUGUAUCUAAAGUCUUGGAAUCUGGACACCAAGAUUAUAAGAAAGGUGAUUUAGUUUGGGGUAUUACUAAAUGGGAAGAGUAUAGCUUGGUUCCUGCAACUGGAAUGUUCAAAAUUGAGCACACUGAUGUUCCACUUUCUUACUAUACUGGAAUUCUCGGUAUGCCAGGAAUGACUGCUUACGCUGGUUUCUUUGAAGUAGGCUCUCCAAAGAAAGGAGAUAAUGUUUUUGUUUCAGCUGCAUCUGGUGCAGUUGGUCAACUCGUCGGACAAUUCGCCAAAUUGACCGGUUGUUAUGUUGUUGGAAGUGCUGGAAGUAAAGAGAAGGUGGAUCUGUUGAAGAAUAAAUUUGGAUAUGAUGAAGCAUUUAACUACAAAGAAGAGCUUGACCUCAAUGCAACAUUGAAAAGACACUUUCCAGAAGGAAUUGACAUUUACUUUGAGAAUGUUGGAAGCAAGACACUUGAUGCUGUACUCCUGAAUAUGCGACUUCAUGGUCGCAUACCGGUUUGUGGAAUGAUCUCACAGUAUAAUCUUACUCAACCUGAAGGUGUAACAAAUUUGGCACAUCUCAUAUUUAAGCGGAUUCGGAUGGAAGGUUUUGUUGUAUCUGAUUACUAUCAUCUUUAUACAAAAUUCUUGGAGUUUAUCCUGCCUCUUAUAAAAGAAGGAAAGGUUGUGUAUGUGGAAGACAUAGCUGAGGGUCUUGAGAAUGGUCCUGCAGCACUGGUUGGGUUGUAUAGUGGUCACAAUGUUGGUAAAAAAGUGGUUGUUGUUGCUCAUGAGUGAAUGCAUCUUCUUUUGUUAAAUGUUUGUGUCAUUUUCAAGUUUGUGUUGAGUUACUUGUAUAUCAAGCACUCUUCAUUUUUUGUUUAUUGUAAUUUACUGUCAUUUUAUUUUAUGAUAAAUAAACACUUAUUUUUGGCAUUCAA